Messenger RNA from Anguilla rostrata (American eel), 2766 nucleotides. RefSeq names its product E3 ubiquitin-protein ligase MARCHF6-like. Gene Ontology annotation, cellular component: endoplasmic reticulum membrane. Gene Ontology annotation, molecular function: zinc ion binding. NCBI's taxonomy places the organism in Eukaryota, Metazoa, Chordata, Actinopteri, Anguilliformes, Anguillidae. The record is from RefSeq and is a predicted model, not a curated record. The transcript is spliced from 23 exons. Bases 370 to 2751 code for a protein of 793 amino acids.
UUUGAUUCCUAUUGGGCUGGCACAGUGGCACACCACCUCACCUCUGCAGCUAUCGUCCAGUUUUAUAGCAAGCCGAUAUGGUCGGGGUUUGGUGGCUGGUUGGUUAACUAAGGAAAUAUGUUUCAACUUGAGUAGCUAAUUAGCUAGAUAAUAUACUCACACCUCGGGGUAAUCGCCUAGAAAGUAGUCCAAACGUUGACGUGACAGCCAGUGCAUGCUAAACAAUAGGGUAUUUAACGGGUUAGCACGAUUUAGCUAAUGUUUCUUUACGCCUAGUGAGCUAGCUAACAGUAGCUAAGCCUCUUUCCAGAGACGGUGCAUUGAUGUUUAUUGUAGCUAACUAGCUACGACAGUGCGUCACCAUUCAAGAUGGACACCGCAGAGGAAGCGGACAUAUGCAGGGUGUGUCGUUCAGAGGGAACUCCGGAUAAGCCCCUCUAUCACCCCUGUGUCUGCACUGGCAGUAUAAAAUUCAUCCACCAAGAAUGCUUGGUUCAGUGGCUGAAGCACAGUAGGAAAGAAUACUGUGAAUUAUGCAAGCACAGGUUUGCGUUCACGCCAAUCUACUCUCCAGACAUGCCUUCGCGGCUCCCGGUCCAGGACAUUUUCGCAGGGCUGGUGACCAGCAUCGGCACGGCCAUCCGAUACUGGUUUCACUACACGCUGGUGGCCUUCGCCUGGCUGGGAGUGGUUCCUCUCACUGCCUGUCGCAUCUAUAAGUGUCUGUUUACUGGCUCCGUGAGCUCUCUCCUAACUCUGCCACUGGACAUGCUGUCUACAGAGAACCUGCUGGCGGACUGCCUGCAGGGCUGUUUCGUGGUCACCUGCACCCUGUGCGCUUUCAUCAGCCUGGUGUGGCUGCGGGAGCAGAUCGUCCACGGCGGCGCCCCCCAGUGGCUGGAGCAGAACCCGCAGCAGCCCGCCAACGCCGCCGGCCAGCCCAACGAGGUCCCCGGUGCUGGGGACGGGGAGCAGCAGCCGGCCCCGCCUCCCGCCGACCCCCCGGCGGAGAACGCGGCGGCCGAGGCCCCCGACCUCCCACCGGACCCCGCCGACGACGUGGAGGCGGACAACGAGGAAGAGGAAGAUGCCGCCGCCGAAGACGCUGCGGAGGAGAACAAUGGUGGUCAAGAUGACAUGAACUGGAAUGCACUGGAAUGGGAUCGCGCUGCAGAGGAGCUCACCUGGGAGAGGAUGCUUGGACUCGAUGGCUCCUUGGUGUUCCUGGAGCACGUGUUCUGGGUGGUCUCGCUGAAUACACUCUUUAUUCUGGUGUUCGCUUUCUGUCCCUAUCAUAUUGGACACUUCUCUGUAGUGGGCCUUGGCUUUGAAGAAUAUGUCCUAGCCUCACAUUUUGAGGGCCUGAUCACGACCAUUGUGGGCUACAUCCUCUUAGCCCUCACACUCAUCUUGUGUCACGGCUUGGCCGCAUUGCUGAGGUUCCAGAGGUCCCGCCGGUUAUUAGGAGUCUGCUACAUUGUUGUGAAGGUUUCCUUACUGGUUGUCGUAGAGAUAGGAGUCUUCCCCCUCAUCUGUGGCUGGUGGCUUGACAUAUGCUCCCUGGAGAUGUUCGACGCCUCUCUGAAAGACAGAGAGCUUAGCUUCCAGUCGGCGCCGGGCACUACCAUGUUCCUGCACUGGCUCGUGGGAAUGGUCUAUGUCUUCUACUUCGCUUCCUUUAUACUCCUGCUUCGGGAGGUCCUCAGACCCGGAGUGCUGUGGUUUCUAAGAAACCUGAACGAUCCCGAUUUUAAUCCAGUCCAGGAAAUGAUCCACCUGCCAAUAUACAGACACUUGAGACGAUUCAUUUUGUCAGUGGUGGUUUUUGGGUCUAUUGUGCUUCUGAUGCUGUGGCUUCCCAUUAGAAUAAUCAAGCUGAUUUUGCCCAGCUUCCUUCCUUACAACGUCAUGCUGUACAGCGACGCUCCAGUGAGCGAGCUGUCCCUGGAGCUGCUGCUGCUGCAGGUGGUGCUGCCGGCCCUCCUGGAGCAGGGGCACACACGCCAGUGGCUGAAGGGCCUGGUGCGGGCCUGGACCGUGUCUGCUGGCUACCUGCUAGAUCUGCACUCCUACCUUCUGGGAGACCAGGAGGAGGGGGACAACAAUGGCAAUCAGGCAGCCAAUAACAACGCCCAGGCCCGCAACAACAACAACGCCCUCCCUGUGGCGGGGGAGGGGCUUCACGCUGCCCAUCAGGCCAUCCUGCAGCAAGGCGGGCCAGUGGGCUUCCAGCCCUACCACCGGCCAAUGAGGUUCCCUUUUCGGAUCAUGCUGCUGAUAGUGUUCAUGUGCGUGACCCUGCUGGUGGCCAGCCUGGUGUGCCUGACCUUACCGGUGUUCUCUGGCCGCUGGCUGAUGUCCUUCUGGACGGGCAGCGCUAAGAUCCACGAGCUGUACACAGCGGCGUGUGGGCUGUACAUGUGCUGGCUGUCCAUCCGCGCCAUCACCGUGCUGCUGGCCUGGAUGCCGCAGGGCCGCCGGGUCAUCCUGCUCAAGGUCCAGGAGUGGACGUUCAUGGUUCCUGUCCCUGUUCCGGGGAAUUUCCUGUUAUUGUGGAUCGUGAAGACGCUGAUCGUGGCGGUGAUGCUGGCCGGUCUGAUCCCGCUCCUUCUGGGCCUGCUCUUUGACCUGGUCAUAGUGGCUCCUCUGCGGGUCCCCCUGGACCAGACACCCCUCUUUUACCCCUGGCAGGUGUGUACGUGCCAUCAACGCUCAAACUUACUCAUGGGACUCACAUUCAAGCCACGAUAGGAAUGCAGUUUUCAC